This is a messenger RNA of Kickxella alabastrina, 1633 nucleotides long. Its product is annotated as pyridoxal phosphate-dependent transferase. The transcript is spliced from 3 exons. Lineage: Eukaryota; Fungi; Kickxellomycota; Kickxellomycetes; Kickxellales; Kickxellaceae. Gene Ontology annotation, cellular component: cytoplasm. The record is from RefSeq and is a predicted model, not a curated record. Gene Ontology annotation, biological process: NAD+ biosynthetic process. Bases 36 to 1448 code for a protein of 470 amino acids. Gene Ontology annotation, molecular function: pyridoxal phosphate binding; kynureninase activity.
CCGCACCGCGCACCUUCAAGCGUCGCAUCUUUGCAAUGGACUACAUCGCCGCCGUUGCGGCCGAAACAGGGCUGGCCAUCGACAGCGAGGCGCUCGCGCUGGCGCUGGACGCGCGGGACGAGCUGCGCGAGCUGCGCGACGAGUUUAGCAUCCCGACAGUGGGCGACAUCGCCGGCUCUGGCCCUGGCCCUGGCUCUGGCUCUGGGUCGGACUCCGACUCGGAGUCUGGCUCCAACCACAACCACGUCCACCCCGCCGCCGCCUGCACCUACUUGGCAGGCAACUCGCUCGGGCUCAUGCCGCGGCGCGCGCGGCAGCUGGUCGGCGAGGAGCUGGACGAGUGGGCGCGGCGCGGCGUCGUCGGCCACCACCGCCACUCGCACGGGCGCGCGUGGGUCGCGUACCGCGAGCGCGUCGUCGAGCUGAUGGCGCCGCUGGUGGGGGCCGGCGCGCGCGAGGUCGGCGUCAUGGCGUCGCUGACGUCGGCGCUGCACCUGCUGCUGGCGGCGUUCUACCGGCCGCACGCGCAGCGCACGCGCAUCCUGCUCGAGGCGCACGCGUUCCCGUCGGACCACUACGCGGCCGAGUCGCAGGCGCAGUGGCACGGGCUGGGCGCCGGCGCCGUGCUGCUGGCCGAGCCGCGCGCGGGCGAGCUGGUGCUGCGCACCGACGACGUGCUGGCGCUGCUGGCCGAGCGCGGCAGCGAGAUCGCCGUGGUGCUGCUCAGCGGCGUGCAGUACUACACGGGCCAGGCCUUCGACAUGGCGCGCAUCACGGCGGCGGCGCGCGCGGCCGGCUGCGUGGUCGGCUGGGACCUGGCGCACGCGGCCGGCAACGUCGCGCUGCAGCUGCACGCGUGGGGCGCCGACUUUGCGUGCUGGUGCACGUACAAGUACCUCAACGCCGGCCCAGGCGGCGUGGCCGGCUUCUUCGUGCACGAGCGCCAUGGCGCCGACCACCCGCGGCUCAAGGGCUGGUGGGGCCACGACGCCGCCACGCGCUUCGACAUGACCAACGCCUUCGCGCCGGCCGCCGGCGCCGCCGGCUUCGAGGUCAGCAACACGCCGGUGCUGGCCGCCGCCGCGCUGCUGGGGUCGCUGCAGGUCUUUGCGCGCGCCGGCGGCAUGGCGCGGCUGCGCGCAAAGUCCGAGCGGCUGACGGCGCUGCUGGAGCGGCUGCUGCAGCCGGCGCUGGUGCGCGCGCGCAUCAUCACGCCCUGCGACCCGGCGCAGCGCGGCGCGCAGCUGUCGGUGGUGUUCGACGACGCCGACGCGUUCGCCGCGGUGUUUUCCGCGCUGGCGGCCGCCGGCGUCGUGUGCGACGAGCGCAAGCCCAGCUGCAUCCGCAUUGCGCCGGCGCCGCUGUACAACAGCUACGCGGACGUGUGGCGGUGCGCAGCGGUGAUCGCGGCGGCGAUCGCGGCGGCGAUCAAAGCGGAUCAGCGGUGAGCAAAGGCGAGGGGGCGGGGCUGGGAUGGUCGGUGGCGAGUUUAGGGUUAUGCGAAUCGAGCUGGGGUUGGGGUUGGGGUUGGAGGUGGAGUGGGAGGUCACAGUUCCAAUUCAAUUCCAAAUUCAAUUCCAAUUAUAGUUCAAAUUCCAAUUCAAAUCCAAAUUCCAAUUCCAAUUCCAAUUCC